Messenger RNA from Atta colombica, 375 nucleotides. RefSeq lists its product as uncharacterized. The record is from RefSeq and is a predicted model, not a curated record. The transcript is spliced from 2 exons. The coding region runs from base 1 to 375 and encodes 124 amino acids. NCBI's taxonomy places the organism in Eukaryota, Metazoa, Arthropoda, Insecta, Hymenoptera, Formicidae.
AUGCUUGAGAAGCUACUUAGCUAUUUAGGAAAUAUCUACGAACAGAAAGAAACCACCGCAGACGCGACAGACUGUUACCGUCCUCGCAAGAAACGCCAAACAGUGUCGAAAAGAGCUUGCGGGCAGCCGAAGAACUUUGCAUCAACGGGUCCCGGUGGAGACGUUGUCGUAUCCUUAAGCGGCCUUCGCGGUUGGCGAUUGCGGCGGAAGGAAUUUCGUAGAAGUUUGUUGCGAAGUUCCUUGAAAGUCCACCUGCCGAAUGCAACGAUCGAAAACCUAGUCUGGAAAGCGAAAGCAUAUAUAUCUGUUUUCUCGUUACCUACUCACACGGUCUGGAAGAUUUGCCAUACGGUCAACCAUUCGAAGCAUGUGUAG